Molecule: messenger RNA, 625 nt
Organism: Canariomyces notabilis
Lineage: Eukaryota; Fungi; Ascomycota; Sordariomycetes; Sordariales; Chaetomiaceae
Exons: 3
Coding region: 345-512 (55 amino acids)
Source: RefSeq, a predicted model, not a curated record
GGCCUUUCCCUCGCCCUUCCGCUGCUCGGACUUCAACAGGCAGCAUACCUACGCACUCACCGUGCCUGAUCAAAUUCUUAAUUACCACUCCACGAACCCGGGCCAGCCGCGUCUGAACCGGCAUUACAAAGUCGGCUCGUACAAACUUUUAAACGUUACUUGGGGCGCCUAGGCUACAUUUCUGAUCAAUGACCGGUAUCCAAAAGUGAAAUCGAUUAUCGCGCGUCACAGAGUCUCGCCUUGGAGAGAGGAAAGCUAUCCAGAAAACCCUGAUCACCCCUGAACUGCGGGCCAUUGCGGGUGGCGCCGUCCGGCCCGGGUGGAAUGUGCCCCAGUACGACUCCAUGUCAAUCUAUUACGUGGGGGACCCUUCUGCCAUGGCGGCCCUCAUUACGGACCCGGAUUGGGCUGCAUUCGAGGUUGCCGCGGCGGCCUAUGUGGAUGGCUCCAGGGGACGCUCGUAUGGAUCAUACUACCUUCAUGUUCCUUCACGGGCACUAAGGGGACAAUGAAUGUCUGGUGACAUUUGGCUUUGAGAUUCAUCUUCAUUUCUCCCACGGCAUUCCAUCACUUGCUCCCACCCGCAGCAGCGCCUUGAGCGGCAAAUACCUUGCCCAUAAACGUC